GGAAACCGAGGUUAUUUAAAGGCAAACAAAUUGAAAAUUUUCAAGAUCUUUGAACAACUGAAUUUGAAAGGAAGGAAAUAACAUCUUUGGUGAGGUAGCGGUAUAACAUCUUCCACCGGCCCGACCAUCAUGGCUGAAGCGGAGCAACAACAAGCAACGCCAGAACAACCUAAGGCAGUCCCAAAACAGAAGGAAGUAGUUGCUACAAAGGUAACUGGCACAGUAAAAUGGUUUAACGUCAAAAGUGGCUAUGGAUUCAUCAAUAGGAAUGAUACCAAGGAAGACGUUUUUGUGCACCAAUCGGCCAUAAUAAAGAACAACCCAAAGAAAGCCGUCCGGUCAGUCGGCGAUGGCGAAGUGGUAGAAUUUAGCGUAGUGGUUGGAGAGAAAGGCAACGAAGCGGCCAACGUAACCGGCCCCAAUGGUGAUCCCGUCCGAGGUUCACCGUACGCUGCCGACCGCCGUAGGGGUUACCGCCAAUGGUAUUACCCGAGGGGCGGUAGACGAGGACGUCGCGGAGGCAGCAGAGGCGGCGGACAGCCGAGAGAAAGUCUAAGCGAUGGCGAGGUAAAGGACGGAGCCCAAUCAGGCGGUGAAGGCGGCCAAGGCGGCGGUCAACUACAAGGCGGAGGCCCGCCGCGUCGUUUCGCGCCUAGGCGCGGGCGCGGAGGCUACGGCGGCGGCGGAUACUUUAGAGGACCCUACCGCGGACCGCCAGGAGAUCCGGAUCAGAAUGGCGACGCUCCCCGCGGCCGAGCCCCCCCUCGUCGAUUCUUCCGUCGGAACUUCCGCGGAGGCAGGGGUGCGGCUAGACCGCGUUCCCAGGACAGCCAGGGCCAGGCUGGAGAGCAGAACGGUCAGGAUGGACCACGUGGGCCACCACGUCCACGCUACCGCAGGCGUGGCCCACCGCGUCCACGAGGCGGAAACUCUCAGUCAGAGUCUGCUGCUGCAGGAGGAAAUCAGAACAAGGCUCCAGAAAACUCUGUACCAGUGAAAACUGAAGAGAGUCAACAAGUGCAGAACACAACUACAGAGAGCAAUGCUUAAGCGUUUACGCGCUCAAGUCCAUCACUCUAUUAUUCAUAAUAUGUUAACAACGUUUAGCGCGUGAGUUUGUAAAACUAUAAGCAGACAAAAGGCAUUUCAUGCAGAUAAUUUUUUACCUUUUUGUCAGUUCACCUUAUUAAAAAAAAAAUAUAAUGUUAAACGGUUUGGCGCCAUUUCAAUCGGAGUUAACAAACAAAAAAAAUUUUGAUACUUUUUAUAUCCCCCCCCCCUCUUUGAUGUUUGAAUACUUGAUAGUUUGUAAAAUGUAGAUAAAAAUAAAAUUCCAACUCGUAUAUUGAAAGUGGCGACAAACUUUUUUUUUUGUAUUAUGGUAUCAUCUUCGAAUAUACAUGAAAUGUCUUAAGACCUUAUGUCUAGCUGCAAAUUUUUCCUUCGUAACAAUUUAAAAAAAAGUAAAAAAAUCAAAUGAUAACAAAAAUCGACGCCGCGUCUUCAAAGAGCGACGCGGUGGUCGAAAAAUAAAAAAAAUUCGUAAAAUUCGUAAAUAGGAACAGUUUAUUUCCCAUUGGUUGAUACAUAUGCUGUUUGGGUAUUUUUUUGUGAUACAUUUGUGAUUGCAAUCAAGUGGUGCGUAAGUGCUGUAGAGCUGCAGAACUGUCAAAAAAAUACAAGUAUCGCAUCUAAAUUUCUGUGAAAUGAAGAUACUUGCAUUUUUUCUGGUAGUUUCGCAGCUCUACAGUACUUGUGCACCAUCUCAUUGAUUAUUAAAAAUUUUUGGUAUUUUUUGGGUGCUAGUCAUGUAAGUAAUUGUGUACAAUUUUGUUUAUGAAUAUUUUUCUUUAAGGUGCUUUAAAUAUCACAGAUUUAUUUUUUCAUCAUUUUGUUUAUGCGAUUGGGGAAAUAAAAAUGUUCUCACACAA
This is a messenger RNA of Psylliodes chrysocephalus, 1931 nucleotides long. Lineage: Eukaryota; Metazoa; Arthropoda; Insecta; Coleoptera; Chrysomelidae. The record is from the annotation of a GenBank genome assembly.